AUAAAUAGGGGGGUCUUCGGCGGGAAUCUUCCUUUUGGCUCCUGGCGUUGUGACGGACCCGCACUGACGCUCCUCUGAGACAAAUCCACGGACGACCAAAAAGAAAAAAAAACAAUCAAAGAAUGGCUCUCUCAACUAUACUUCUGGAGCGUAAGGAGACCCCUUACUACAGACCUCCCAACCUUCACAUGACUGUACUGAUGAUGAAGGAAGAGGAGAGGGUGGUGGCUUGGGUCUUCGGUGAAGGUUCUGCAUCACCAGCCACCAUUAAGACGAACAGGGUGGCUGCAGUGUCAGAUGGUCACAUUGUGACAACACUGACACUCUUUGAAGAUUUUUGGGGCAAGGUACAGGAGGGGGGCUCCUACAUAAUCCGGGGGUAUGGCCUCAUUGGGGAAACCCCUCCGUACCACAUAAAAUUUACGAGGCAGACAAAAAUUUUUCGAGCCUCCAGAAUCCCUGUCAGCCCUGACCUCAUGGUGGAAGCUGAGGAAGCCCUCAACCCCCCCUCCCAGGAGGUGGACUUAAGGGAGACUCUAAACUCGAGGGGUCUCCUGACUGUUUGUGGGGAGGUGGUGGAGUGCUUGCCUGUAAGCAAAGUCCUGUCUGGGAGACAACAUGUCCCGGUGAGAAACAUCCGGAUUAAGCAGGAUGAGUUCACAAUGAGGGUCUGCCUGUGGAGGGAGGUUGCUGUAGCUGAUUUUUCCCUUGGAGACAUGAUCACCGUUUCCCACAUGAAAGCGGAAUCAUCGAUGGGUGGCAGACAUCUCACAUCCACAAAGCACACCAAGCUGACGAAAUCUUCGGCCUCAGACAGUGGAGUAACCAUCGUUGGUGUGACGGAGGAGAGCUGCCAAGAUGUUGUGGAGCUGCUUCUGCAGGACGGCCGCAUUUUGGAAGUGUCCAAAGACAUGUGGAGUCCCUUCCAGGACCAACUGGAUGAGGGAAACCUCGUUGUAAAUUUAGUUGUAGAGGGGAGACAUGUCAAGGAAAUUAAAUUAUCUAAUUAAAAAUUAAUUUGCUCUCCUUUUAGAUUAAAUGUUUUAGUUAAUUUAUUGUUUCAUAAAAGUUAACUUGUUGUAAGUUGUGUUUUUGUAAAUAGUAAAUUAGUUCUUAAUGUA
This is a messenger RNA of Oryzias melastigma (Indian medaka), 1121 nucleotides long. RefSeq lists its product as uncharacterized. The record is from RefSeq and is a predicted model, not a curated record. The transcript is spliced from 5 exons. Lineage: Eukaryota; Metazoa; Chordata; Actinopteri; Beloniformes; Adrianichthyidae. Bases 123 to 1010 code for a protein of 295 amino acids.